Oryza brachyantha (malo sina) is the source of this 3466-nucleotide messenger RNA. Its product is annotated as transcription initiation factor TFIID subunit 5-like. The transcript is spliced from 17 exons. Gene Ontology annotation, cellular component: transcription factor TFIID complex. Gene Ontology annotation, biological process: transcription initiation at RNA polymerase II promoter. NCBI's taxonomy places the organism in Eukaryota, Viridiplantae, Streptophyta, Magnoliopsida, Poales, Poaceae. The coding region runs from base 61 to 1854 and encodes 597 amino acids. The record is from RefSeq and is a predicted model, not a curated record. Gene Ontology annotation, molecular function: protein binding; RNA polymerase II general transcription initiation factor activity.
CCAGCCAAUACCCCGAGCUCCCAAAGCCCUAGACCUCCGCUGCCCGCCCGCGCGGCCGCAAUGGAGGACGAGGAGAUGGAGAAGAAGGUGCAGCAGUACCUGCAGCGCAAGGGCUUCCGCCUCGCGGAGCUCGCGCUGCACGAGGAGCGCAACCGCCUAUCCACCGCCUCCUCCUCCUCCUUCUCAGAGGCCGCGCUCUCCAGGUCCGAAAACGAUCCAGCGAGGUACUAUGAUGGCUACAGUAAACUAAGAACAUGGGCAUACAGUUCUCUUGAUCAAUACAAGCAUGAAUUACUCCGCAUUCUUUAUCCACUGUUUAUCCACUGCUUUAUGGAUCUAGUGGCAGAGGGGCAUACGCAGGAAGCUCACUCAUUUUUCCACACAUUUCGUGAAGACCAUGAGCAUUCGAGGGAUCUCAAGAAGCUGGAAGGCAUUCUUUCUCCUUCACACUUGGAGGUAGAAAUGGAAGUGGCUCGAUCUUUAAGGGAAAAUAAAUUCAGAAUUAAGCUAUGUGGGUCUUCAUAUGACUUGCUUCUCCAGUAUCUCCACAAAACACAAGCCCUUGUGUUGCUUGGAAUAAUCAAUGAACGCAUAACUUUUGAAGUAUCCUCUGGGAAGUCUCCAUUAAUCGCUGAUGACUCAGAUGCAGCUGUUCUGAUUGGAACUAGCAAGGACUUGAGGAAACAGAUAAAUCAGAAGGAGGUGCAUUGGGGGAUGCUUGAAGAUUCACUUGAAGAACGAAUGGAGAAGGCAAUUUCAGAUUCUGAUAAAACUGAAACAGAAAGCAAAGAUGCAGACACAGAAGACAACAAGAAAAGAUCCUUAGAAGGUGGAAAGCAGGCUGGUUUGCAUAAAAAGAUCAAAAAGGACAAGCUUGUAGGAGCCGCAGGGAAAAACAUGAAAUCUGAAACUAGCAUGGUUUCUGUGGCACCACGUGUUAAACCAGAGCUAACACUUCCAGUGACAUCUGUUGAAGUUGAGCAGUCAAUUCUUGAGGACUUGCGAAACCGUGCACACUUGAAUAGCUUGGCAUUGCCAUCUGUCAGCUUCUACACAUUCCUUAAUACACAUAAUGGGUUAAAUUGCUCAUCGAUUUCGCAUGAUGGUUCAUUGGUCGUCGGUGGAUUCGCGGACUCAUCAGUGAAGGUUUGGGAUAUGUCAAAGAUUGGCCAGCCUCCCAAAACAUCUUGUUCACAAGGAGAGAAUGGGCAUUCCCAGGGUGAGCGUGUAUCGACAUCAGAUGAAGGGAGAAAAUCCUAUACAUUAUUCCAAGGUCAUUCUGGACAAGUUUAUUCUGCCACGUUUAGUCCAAUUGGGGACUUCCUCUUGUCAUCAUCCUCUGACUCAACAAUCCGCUUAUGGAGUACCAAGCUGAACGCGAAUCUUGUUUGCUACAAAGGACACAACUACCCUGUUUGGGAUGUCCAAUUUAGUCCAGUUGGUCAUUACUUUGCUAGUGCUUCGCAUGACAGGACAGCUAGAAUUUGGUCAAUGGAUAAAAUCCAGCCUUUGAGAAUAAUGGCUGGGCAUUUAUCUGAUGUUGAUUGUGUGCAAUGGCACGUCAACUGCAAAUACAUUGCCACUGGCUCUAGUGACAGAACUGUAAGACUAUGGGAUGUUCAAACCGGUGAAUGUAUAAGGAUGUUUAUUGGCCAUAGAAGUAUGGUUUUAUCAUUGGCAAUGUCUCCUAAUGGGCGAUACAUGGCUUCUGGAGAUGAAGAUGGAACCAUCAUGGUGUGGGAUAUAUCUUCUGGUCGUUACAUCUCACCACCAGUGGGACACAACUCUUGUGUCUGGUCACUUGCAUACAGGAUUUAUUUGGAAGGUUGCGCAAUUUUAGAUUUCUUUAAAUGAUAUCAGUCAUAAGGGCAUUAGAAACCAGAAUUGGCUGCUUCUGCCUUUUGCCUUUUUUGUUUUAGAGCUGGGCUUUGGGAUAUACAAGUGGAAGCAAAUUGGAGUAUUUUGGUACAGCUUUAAUUUGGAAGUUUUUAUUAGAAGGGUGAAGGAGUCGUAACGGUAGCAAAAACAUCCACAUGGUUGUUUUCAGUUUCAAUGUGCAGUGACCAGCUGUUAACUGACGAUUUUUGGAACCCUGGUGACAUUUUUUUUUAACCCUGUAAGAAUAUGUUGAUCCCUCAGUUAAUGAUUGCUACUUUUCUAUGUAAUUUUUUUUUACCAUCAACAGCUCAGUACUACUUUGCUAUGUAAUUUUUUUGAGUGAAUUGCACUUUGGGUCACAAUUUAAUACCUAAGUUUCACUUUGGACCACCUAUAAACCUAUCUUUUCAUUUUGGACCGUGUAAAUUUGGCACCGUUGCAGUUUGGACCACCCCAAACGAUUUUUCAGUACACAUCAACCACCUUAAACACAUCAGUACUGUCAAGGUCAUCGGGUCCCCGGGUAACAGGACCUCAGCUACGUAGUUCAUAGUCGCGAUCCGUCUUCUCUGGCGAGGUUUUACCCCUCUGCCGUAGGAUUAGUUGUAGAACAGAGGAAGAAUCGAUGACUAAUAUCUGCUUGAAUUUUAUCCAACAUGUGGUUAGAGGAAUAUAUAGCCCAAGGCCUCAACCAAUUAUUUCUAAACUUAAGGAACUAAAAUAGUAUAAACCAAUCUCUCUUUCCUAAUUUAUCCUCAACCAAUCAUUCCUAAACUUAAGGAACUAAAAUAGUAAACCAAUCUCUCUUUCCUAAUUUAUCCUCAACCAAUUAUUCCUAAACUUAAGGAACUAAAAUAGUAAACCAAUCUCUCUUUCCUAAUUUAGCCACUCGUGGCGGUUUCCUUUUGCGCGGCGUCGCACGCGCUACGUGCGCCCCCAUAUGACAAGUACACUGAUGACCUACCAUCUAUGUAUAGUCAAUAUAUUUUCUGAAAGGGAGCAUGAUGAGAAGUUGUUCAGGGUGGUCCAAACCACAACAAUUGCAAAUUUACUUGGUCCAAAGUGAAAAUAUAGGUUUAAGGGUGAUUCAAAGUGAAACUUGGAUAAUAAAAGACGGCCGAAACUGCAAUUUAAUCUAUUUUUUUAUGGUCAAUAGUUCAGCCUUUUUCGUUGACUAUAUGCUUUGAAUUUCUCAAAUAAAUCAACAAGAUUAGUACAGGCUUCAAAAUGUUAUCAUUGCAUUCGCAUGUCAACCUCGCUUUUAGCAGCAUAAAAACACACAGUUAGUUACAAGUGAAGCUGUUGGUUACAAACUUACAGGUGAUUACAUAUGGAACAUUUUGUUUAAACUAUCCUGUAAAUGAUCCUUUAUUGUUAUGCUUUUCUUUCUGCUUUAUGUGAUGUAAGGUCACUUUUACUCAUACAAUGCUUCCUAUGUAUCUUGUAUAUGUUUUGUAUAUACAAAUGCUCGCUGUUAUUUCUUUCAUAGGGUGUAAGUCAUGAUGUGUUGUUCUGUGAUAUCUGUAAGCUGCAUUCUGCAGUAGUUAUAGGAAGAAAUAUGGUUGAUCUCUGUUAAUAUAUUCUGCAA